Molecule: messenger RNA, 773 nt
Organism: Melopsittacus undulatus (budgerigar)
Lineage: Eukaryota; Metazoa; Chordata; Aves; Psittaciformes; Psittaculidae
Gene: MED30
Product: mediator complex subunit 30
Exons: 5
Coding region: 79-618 (179 amino acids)
Biological process (GO): positive regulation of DNA-templated transcription
Cellular component (GO): mediator complex
Molecular function (GO): transcription coregulator activity
Source: RefSeq, a predicted model, not a curated record
UUCGCCCGCUCCGCCGAGUGCUUCCGCCUCCGUGUUUCCAGGGCAACGCGGCGCCCGGCCCUCUUGGCUCCGUGGGAGAUGUCAACCCCUCCGCUCGCCGGGGCCGGCAUACCGCCAGGUGCCUUCUCUGGGACACAGGCCCAGGCGGCUCGGGAGGUAAAUACAGCUUCGCUGUGUCGAAUUGGCCAAGAGACUGUGCAGGACAUUGUGUUCCGGACCAUGGAAAUCUUUCAGCUACUGAGGAACAUGCAGUUACCGAAUGGUGUUACAUAUCAUACUGGAACAUAUCAAGACAGACUGGGAAAGCUGCAGGAACAUCUCCGUCAGCUGUCGAUACUCUUCAGAAAACUGAGAUUAGUCUAUGACAAAUGCAAUGAAAACUGUGCCGGGCUUGAUCCUGUUCCCGUAGAACAACUUAUUCCGUAUGUUGAAGAAGAUGGCUCCAAGCAUGAUGAUCGUGGUGCUGCAAGUCAGCUUCGUUUUGCUAGUGAAGAGAGAAGGGAAAUCAUGGAAGUGAAUAAGAAACUGAAACAGAAGAAUCAGCAGCUGAAACAGAUCAUGGAUCAGUUACGGAAUCUUAUUUGGGACAUAAAUGCCAUGUUGGCAAUGCGGAACUGAACAUUGAGAAUCAAACUUUGCGAUUGGAAAAGAUACCUAUUUGUCUGGAUAUACUUAAUUUCUUCUGAAGAAGUAACAUGAUUUUUCUACAACCAUUUUGCAGUAAUGUUUGAAAAGUCUUCAAGAUUAAAAUGUUAGAGUUUUGUAAUAACUUA